UCAAAUUGGUAGCUAUCACCAACCAGUGAACUUGCGUUUUACCUGUGAUGUCACUAUUUUGUGUUGGACCCCUGAGCUUUGAUUUAUCCUGUUAAAAUAACCUUACAAACUAUGAGCCAAAAAAAGCCAGCAAAAAUUACCUCUUCACCCCAGCACCAAACUCCCAAGUUGUCUCCAAAGUCCCUAAACUAAAUAUUCACUCAGGAUGUGUUUCACUGUAGAUGGGAUCUCUCAUUCCCGAUUGUUCGAAGCUAACUGAUCAUGUUCACUGUCAUUGAUUUUAAGAAAUUAAGCCUGCACAGGUGAGUGGGGAUAUAGUAGAUGCAGAACCAAUGCUGCAAACUUAUAAAAAUGUUACAGCAGACGAGAUGCAAAGUCCCUUAGGCAGUUCAGUUUCAAUGCUUAUGCUAAUGCAAAUCUUGGUUCCUUUUCAAUUAUAGUUGUAACCAUUUGAAAAUGGGAACCAUGUCUUUGUUAUAGCCAUUGUUUUAAGAUGCUUUUAUUUUCAUAAAAGGCCCAACAUGGUAAUCCAUGUUUGUGAUGAAUCCAAAAACCUGAAGCGUGAUUUUGUUUGUCCUCGGAAUCUACUAGUCAGUGAGAUGAAGUACUUUGCUGAGUAUCUAUCUGUUGAUGCACAACGCUGGCAGGAAGUAGACAUAUCGGUGCACUGUGAUGUCCAUAUCUUUGCCUGGUUGAUGAGCUAUGUGAAGAGGAAACUAAAACAUCAAGGACAAACUGAACAACCAGAACUAGAGCCCAGUAAUGUUAUUUCAAUCCUCAUUUCAUCUGAAUUUUUGAAAAUGGAUUCCUUGGUUGAAGAAUGCAUGCAAUACUGUCAUAAAAAUAUGAGUGCCAUUGUAGCUACUCCUUGCAAUAUGAACUGUAUCAAUGGGACCCUGGCCUCGCGUAUUGUUGAUCUUUUCUCCCACAAUGAAGCUGAUGAAGUAAAAGACAGAAAAGAUAAAUUUAAAAGUAAAAUAUUUUGCAAGAAGAUUGAGAGGUUGUUUGAUCCAGACUACAAGGAUCCAGACUCUCCAGCAAGUGCUGAUACAUUAUACAGAUGUAGCAUGUGUAAGAAACUUCUUACCAAGGAAACUGAGAAAAUGAUUCCCUGUGCUCCUGUAAAAAUAAAUAUCGAUCUACGAGGAAACAUAAUAUACUUGCACAUUAGAGAUAAAAGUUGGGAUGUGCAUGACUAUUUGAACAGUCUUUAUGAAGACCUGAAGUCUUGGCAAGAUGUGUACUGGCGUUUAUGGGGAACUAUAAAUUGGUUGCUUUGCACAAGGUGCAAAAAAGUUUUUCAAUGCACUGAGCUCUCCCACUGCCAGUACCACCCAGAACAAGUGGUGUAUCCUUUGAUAAACAACCAGUUGACCACUCCAGGAAUUGGAUACUAUCCUUGUUGUAAGCAGAAAGUCCUACGGUUUGAUCCUCUUCAAACGAAUACUGGUUGUAAAGUGCGGGAUCAUGUUGUCAAAUUACCCAGUCAGCUUCAAAAUGGUAAAAUUACUUCAGUAUCAGUCAACCAAGUGUACUGUGAUGUUCUCCAGCACAAGGAUGUUGUCUGUGUGCCAUUCAGUAAAACAGAGGAGAGUAAUGCAAACACGCAUCUUUCUGGCGAGCAGGACCUUGAUUUUGAUAUCUUAGCAGAGCCAAAUUCAUCGAAAGGACAGAAAGUCGGUGAUGUCACAACUUUUUCACUUUUGAAAAACUGGAGCUUGCAGCUGAAACAACAAAUAAUGUAUUCUGAAGAUGAAGAAUAUACUACCGGUUCAGAGGUAACUGAGGAUGAAGUGGGAGAUGAAGAAGAACUGACAAAGAAAAGAGGUACAAAAAAGAUUAAGAAACUUGCUAAUCAGACAAAGAAGUCAGCAGCAUCUCCUACUACACAGAAAAAAGAGAAAGGAUCCCUUCGAGACGUAUCUCCUUUCACUGUAUGUUUUCAGAAAAGCAAGUGGGACAGCAGUCGCUCAAUGCGAUUUAACCAGGACGCUCAAAGAGAGGAAGAUCAAAGAAGAAUGGUUGAAAUAAUUGGACAUCUGACAAAAAUAAGAUUUGGAGAAAAAAUUGAUCGCACCAAGGGAAAAGAAGGAAAAGAGUUUGCUGGUGGCAUUUACUGCAGAUUGGAAUCCCAGCUUAAAGCCUGUCCACCAACAUCAUCUCGUCAGAAUAAUUCAUCGCAAAAUGCAAGGUCCAAAGCCCGCUUUUCCCAGAUGCGCCCAACAUAGUGGAUUCCAAGAACUAAAAAGGAUGAUCCUUUGAUUUUUUGAGAUGAUUGAUUGCUAAAUACUGAACUACACAAUACUUUAAAUCUGCAUGUUUAAUUUCAUUAUUAAAUAUUUAUACAUGUAUGAUCACCUGACGGUUUUCCUAAUUUUACAGUAAUAUAUACUUCAACUAUAUCAGCGAGAUGAGACCAAGUUAAUUUCAUUUAUUAUGUUAGCUGUUCUGCAUCUGUUAGCAUUCAGAUUAGUUCGGAUAGAUUAGUUGCACUUAUGCCAUAAAUUUGUACCCUUUCCUACAUAACUUCCAGUGUAGCAUUUGUGGUUGUCCAAAACUACAAUGAAUUCACUAUUAGAACUGUGAACUGCAGUUUAGUAAUUCUCCUACUGUUACUCAAUGUUAAAAAGCUUUAACUUGCAAAAUUUUGAAGCUUAAGUUGCUGGACAACUGAUCCUAAAACAAAAUAUCUUCAUUUGAAAAAACUGGUUAGCAGCCAUCAUGAAUUUAGGAAAGUGUGUUCUAUAUGUUUAUGGCUACCUGGGGUUCUUAUUGCUGUGUAGUAUUAUUCCAGAUGUCUUUGAUGUGAUAUGACCUAGACCAUUAUUUAUAUACAAAUUGUUUUCAUAUACUAUUCCUUUGUUUUUAACUUCAGUUUCAGUUCAUGAUAUCUAAAUAUUAGUACUUUAAAAUUCUUUAGAAUUCAAUUUUAUACUGUAAUUUCUGAAGUAAGUUUAUGGGGAUUUUAAAAGCCAUUUCUAGCAUUCUGCACUUAUUAGAUAAAGUGAAAUAGCUUACACAAUGUAAUAGAGUCUAUACCCCUUUUAAGAGCUCCUAGCAGACUUGAUAGCCAUUUCCCAUUUUUCACAAAUUAUGAAAAUAAAUACAUGGAGGAAUACACGCUGUCUUCAUUUAUAUCACAGUAAAUAUAAAAUUGUGAAUUAUAGCACAGAGGAUGUGAAAAUCAUGGAGAUGUGUACUGAGGAGCUUUAAGAUCUAGUUUUGAGUUAUGGUCUACUGUCUUUCCAAAAAAGGGCUUUAUCUUGCAUAUUUAUUGUUUUCUUAAAGUGAAACUUGCAUUCAAGCUUAGUGUAUAUAUUUUCUUUACACACUACCUACGUGGUUGACAAUGAAGAGUGACUUCCUCAAUGAAAUGUGAAAUAUACAGAAUGGUACUAUAGAGUUUUCAGCAAUAUGGUGUUUCGGGAAAUUAACACAAUCAAACUAUCUGAAAACCAAUAACGUUUCAUUUGAGCAAUGAGGUGGCCAAAAGCAAUUCCAAUGGCUUAAUUUCUUCUGGUGCUUAUCCAAACGCCCAACGUCUGUACCCCAUUUAGAUGUUGGUUUUAUACUGUCAAAACUGAUUCAAAAACAAUAAUUUUGUUUUGUAUGUUUUUAAACAGUUUUAGAUGUUUGCCUAUAGUGAUAUGUUUUAAGAUUGAUUAUAAAUGCAACUGCUAUAGAGUCAUGUUAAAGCUUAUUUUGGCUGACUGUUGUCGUGCAAUCUAUUUUUAAACCUCAAAUAUUUUAAUAUGGUUAUCAAACCAUCUGAUAUUGACCAAAACUUAUGUCCCAGUGAAGUAUAGUAUCAGUUCAUUUAUGCAAUUUAUCAAAUUAAUUUUAUUGUUCACUAUGGUUCUGUUUUUAAAAUUCCAGCUUUCUAUCAAUUUGAGUCUUUUACAAUAUUUCUACUAUUGAGGUUUAUGUGAAAUAUUCUGCACUGUAUGUAAGAUGCACUCAACAUUGUAUUGUUCGUUGGAUUUUUAUUUAAAAAUCUAUCUAUUGUAUA
Rhincodon typus (whale shark) is the source of this 4009-nucleotide messenger RNA. It is a transcript of the gene sanbr, whose product is annotated as SANT and BTB domain regulator of CSR. The record is from RefSeq and is a predicted model, not a curated record. Bases 522 to 2228 code for a protein of 568 amino acids. The transcript has 17 exons. NCBI's taxonomy places the organism in Eukaryota, Metazoa, Chordata, Chondrichthyes, Orectolobiformes, Rhincodontidae.